UGUAAGGGGUGACGCAGCUCAACUUCUGUGGACUCCUGCCCCAUGUCCCUGGGUCUCCGCUCCAGCCUGUUGCUUUCCUGGUGACUCCAGGUCGGUUUUUAGGGCAGACUUCACUUUGACUUCCAAACUUCUAGGCUAGGGGCUCACUUCGGAAUUAAUCCCCGCCUCCUGCCUCCCUGCAAGCUCCCCUCAGGGGCAGUUGUCACCACAGCUGCUGGGCCUGCAACUAAGCGCAGAGAAGAAGAAUGAAGCCUUCCUGGCUGCAGUGUCGCAAAGUAACAGGCGCCGGGACGCUUGGGGCGCCCCUGCCAGGGUCCCCUUCGGCCAGAGCAGCCGGUGCAGCCCGAAGGGCUUUGGUGGCCGGUCUCGGGGGCCGGGGCUGCAGGACUCUGACCACCUCCAGUGGUGGCGAGUACAGGACCCAUUUCGCAGCCUCUGUGGCCGACCCGGAGAGGUUCUGGGGUAAAGCUGCUGAACAGAUCAGUUGGUACAAGCCCUGGACCAAAACGCUAGAAAGCAGCUACCCGCCUUCCACUAGCUGGUUUGUGGAAGGGAUGCUUAAUAUUUGUUACAAUGCUAUUGAUCGGCACAUUGAAAAUGGCCAAGGGGAUAAGAUUGCCAUCAUCUAUGACAGUCCUGUUACAAACACCAAAGCAACUAUCACCUAUAAGGAAGUCUUGGAGCAGGUCUCUAAACUGGCUGGUGUCUUGGUCAAGCAGGGUGUCAAGAAAGGUGACACCGUGGUCAUCUAUAUGCCCAUGAUUCCACAAGCAAUAUAUACCAUGCUGGCGUGUGCAAGGAUAGGAGCCAUCCACAGCCUCAUAUUUGGAGGGUUUGCAUCCAAAGAACUAAGUACCCGCAUUGACCAUGCAAAGCCCAAGGUGGUUGUUACAGCAUCCUUUGGUAUUGAACCAGGAAGGAAGGUAGAGUACAUCCCGCUCUUAGAAGAAGCUCUGAGAAUGGGGCAACACAGACCAGACAGAGUUCUCAUCUACAGUCGUCCAAAUAUGGAGAAAGUUCCUUUGAUGCCAGAUCGUGAUCUGGAUUGGGAAGAAGAAAUGGCAAAAGCCCAGUCACAUGACUGUGUGCCUGUUCUCUCAGAGCACCCAUUGUACAUUCUCUACACAUCUGGAACAACAGGGCUGCCUAAGGGUGUGGUUAGACCCACUGGGGGAUAUGCUGUAAUGCUGAACUGGACAAUGUCUUCCAUAUAUGGCCUCAAACCCGGAGAGGUAUGGUGGGCAGCUUCUGAUUUAGGCUGGGUGGUCGGACAUUCCUAUAUUUGCUAUGGGCCUCUUCUACAUGGAAACACAACGGUUUUAUAUGAGGGAAAGCCCGUGGGAACACCAGAUGCCGGCGCGUAUUUCCGUGUGCUUGCAGAGCAUGGAGUGGCUGCCUUGUUUACAGCACCGACUGCAAUUAGAGCAAUCCGUCAGCAGGACCCUGGGGCAGCCUUGGGGAAGCAGUACUCUUUGACAAGGUUCAAGACACUGUUUGUGGCUGGGGAAAGAUGUGAUGUGGAAACCCUAGAAUGGUCCAAAAAGGUCUUCAGAGUCCCUGUUCUAGAUCAUUGGUGGCAAACAGAGACUGGAUCCCCAAUAACAGCAUCAUGUAUUGGAUUGGGCAACUCCAAAACACCUCCACCAGGGCAAGCAGGAAAAUGUGUUCCAGGAUACAAUGUUAUGAUUUUGGAUGACAACAUGCAAAAAUUGAAGGCUCGAAGCUUAGGAAAUAUUGUGGUAAAGUUGCCAUUACCACCUGGGGCUUUCUCGGGACUCUGGAAGAAUCAGGAAGCUUUCAAGCAUUUAUACUUUGAGAAAUUUCCUGGAUACUAUGACACGAUGGAUGCAGGCUACAUGGAUGAAGAAGGAUACCUGUAUGUUAUGUCUCGGGUGGAUGAUGUAAUAAAUGUUGCAGGCCACAGGAUUUCUGCAGGUGCUAUUGAAGAGUCAGUCCUUUCCCAUGGCACUGUGGCUGACUGUGCUGUGGUUGGCAAGGAAGACCCUUUGAAAGGUCACGUUCCCUUAGCACUCUGCGUGUUGAAAAAAGAUAUAAAUGCAACAGAAGAACAAGUUUUGGAAGAAAUUGUGAAGCAUGUUAGGCAGAGCAUUGGCCCCGUGGCUGCUUUUCGAAAUGCAGUUUUUGUCAAACAGUUACCCAAAACGAGGUCUGGCAAAAUUCCACGGUCUACACUGUCUGCCUUGGUCAAUGGCAAGCCAUAUAAGGUGACUCCUACUAUCGAGGACCCCAGCAUUUUUGGUCACAUAGAAGAAGUGCUGAGACAGACCUUGUGAUUUUUUAUUUACUAUCUCCAGUCAGUCUGUCUUAAUUUUCUAGCUGGAUGUAAGUUGUUUGUUUUCUAUAAAGAAGCAGCUGAAAAGAAAUCCUUCUCAACUUGAAUGUGAGCCUUAGGGUUAAAUCAGUCUAGCAGCCCGUGAAAGAGGCUAUAUUUUGUGUUACAUUAUGUGAACCAGUUCGCAUUGUUACCUCUUUCCUGCAACAUGGAUCAUUUUAUUCUAUCUUGCAUAAUAACAAACAUGUCUUUGGCGUAUGAUUUUAUAGAUUCCUGUGCCUUACAAACACAUUUUAAUUGGAAGUAUGUGUAAUAUAAACACACUUCCAGGAGAUAAGAAUCAGCCACAGUUUGAUCAAAAUCUAAACUCAAAGUCAGAAUAUCAUUUAAAACAUUAUUAUGGAAACUCAGAUGUUGUUUAAUGUUUUUUUUAAGAUGACUACCAUGUUUUUAGGUAAUCAUUUAGACAGAAUAGGUUGCUUAGCAAAACAGGGCCCCUGGUUGGAGUACCAUUUCUAUGUUGUCUGUUACUGGGUAAGGGGAGGCUUGUGUCUGGCAGAGAAACUAGAGAACUUACCAUCAAAUCUUUUGUGGGGAUGAAGGCUCCUCGAAUCCCCUUGCCAUAGCUGAUUGUGUGCAUCUUGAUGCUUUCAUCUUCCAAUGGCAUGAGGGAAAUGACACACGAAUUGAAUGGAGUGACAAAAAGGAUGAUAUACAGAGAAAUUUGGAAGUUUUCAUCUUAUUCUAAAAAUCAAGAGACUUUCUGGGCAAUAUCAACGAGUCCCCCAUUCUCUUUUAUUUAUUUAUAUUAUUUUUUAUUUUUAUUCUCCCUAUAUUUUUUGACCAGGUCACAUGUUUCCUAGGUUGGCCUCACAUUUGCUAUGUCAGUGUGGCUGACUUUGAAAUCCUGGUCUUCUUGUCUCUAACUCCUGGUUGCUGGGGUUAGAGGCAUGUACUACCAUACUUAGCUCCACACUAGCUUUUUUUUUUUUCUCUUAUUGGAUUGAACCCAGAGCCUUGUGCAUGUUAGGCAAGCACUCUUCCACUGAGCUUUACUCCAGGAGAUCAAUGAAUUUAUGGUGGAUCCUUGAGCCACAUGAACUAACAAGUGAUUUUAAGAACAAUAGAGAGCCUUAAGUACUGGCAAUCAUGUGUUCCAUCAAGGGGGCAACCAUAGCAGGCCCCAGAGAAAUAUGGCUCAGGAGAGAGGCUGGACUACAUUUCAAGAGCCUCUGGGUUUCAAGAGAACCCCAAAUAUCUACUUUUAUUACAAGUUUUAACUUUAAAUCAUGUUAAUUCAUUUAAAUAUUAUACUCUAACAUACAGUUCCAUCUGUGUUUCUAUAAAAUGAUUGAGCCUUUUCAAAAAAUUGAAAAUGAGCCUUUAAUAAGGUUAUAGAAAUAUAUCCAUUUGCUAGAAUAGAAAGACAUAGUCAACUAGCUUAGAGCUCGACAUGUAUUAUUCAUCAGAGCAUAUAUUUAAACCCAAAAUGUAUACUGUGUUCAUUGAAUCAUUGAGAGUUCUCAGAAUAAUUUCUCAAUUCUUCAGUUUUUGAGAAACACUAUGAAGAGCACAAUGUGCUAUUAGAAUCAAAUUACACAAAAUACAGGUGAAAAGUAACAAACAGAUUAAUUUACUUGUCAUAAAAAUUAUGUGUAUCUUAUAUAAAAGCUAUCUUUUUAGGCCUCUUUGGACUGCUGCUUAGAUAAUAAAUGGCUUUUCAAAGGAAACAUUUAUUGAUUAAGCUACCUUCUUCAUUGAUAUAUCUGAAGAUAAUAACUUUAUCAUCUCUAAUUAUUUUGGUUGCCUGAAUUAAACCAACUGGAUAGAUAUUUUAUAACUGGAAGCUGUUGAGUUCCUUAAAUUUUUCAUUGUAUGUGUAAAUUGUGUACAUUAUCAAAACUGUAGGGGUUACAAAUCAACAGUUUUUAAUGUCAGCAUUACAAUACCGUUCAUUAUUUUUCCCCACAUGAGUCAGAUAUUUUAACUGAAUUCAGCAUUUUUUGUUUGCAAGUUAUAAACUCAGGCAGAUCUAAGGAUUGAGCAAAGAUUUCAUGUUUGGACCGUUUGUAGAUAUUCCUCUUUAUCAGAUCUGAAGGGACACCUCAGCAAACAGGACUGGAUUAUUUUCCAUUUGUGGGAAUCUUGAAAAAACAAAACAAAACAAACAAAAAACCAAAACCAAAACCAAGUGUAUCACACUUCAGAAGGAGUUGUUUCUUAUGUUUCAGUGAGGAAAUUCAUGUCCACUAUAGACCAGAGACAGGGAUCACAUUCAUGUGGCUAAAAUGGAGGAAUGAAAUAUAUAACUUAGUCAUCAGACUGCUUAAAAUUUGGGGAGAAAAAUUAAAUAACUUCCUAUUUUAAAUCUCAACAUCUUUUUUUUUUUUGCCAAAUUGCAUCCAAAGUAUUUUGAACUGAAUGUGUCAUUAAUAGCAAUAAUACAAUCUAAGAAAUGUGACCUUACUUAAAUUUAUGUAAAUGGAUUCUGUGUGAUCUUGUAUUUUAUGAAAUUUUUAAAUUUGUAAGACAUUUGAGAAAUGAAAAUAAAAGCACUUUUAAUACUUAAAGAGUGUGCCAAUUUAUUUUCCCCAUAAAAAUACACUAAAUAGAUAUAAAUGAAACUGUUUUACACAUCCAAAGGUAGGUUUAUUUAUAUAAAAUUGUAUUUGAAAGGGUUUGAUUCUAAUGUUGGUGGUCAAAAGGAAAACAAAAAACAAACAAAACAAAACAAAACAACAACAAAAAACCCCACCCUGAAAUACAAGCUCAAUCCAUGAAACUGAUUUUCAAAUCUGACUACAGUUUUCUAUACAUUAAAGCAUAUUUUGCAUUUUCUUGAGGAGAGUAGUUGGAUACUUUGUAUCACCCUGUAGGACCCAGUACAUAUCACCAGUAAUUUUUUAAAUGUAAUUUCCAAAAACAAGAAACUGACUUUGAUGACUGAGUGAGUGGUUGUUAGAGUUGGAUAUGGAAUGUCCCCCAAACUUUGUGUGCUGAGUGCCUGGUAAGGACGAGGAUGAUGGGGAAUGCUUACCUCACUGGUGUGUGCCCCUCCCAAGGGGACUCUGUGUCCCCAGCCCCAUCAUCUUUCUCUAUCUUCUGUGGCCAUGAGACAAGCAGGUUUCUCCAGUACAUACUUCCCGCCAUGCCGCUCCACCCCACUUGAUUUCCCAAAGCAUGCAGACUUGCUGGUUCUUGAGCUGAAUCAUCCGAAAAUAUCGGCCAAGAUACCUUUUUCUUCUUUAUAAAUUAAUUAUCAGAAGUAUUUCACUACAACUCUGCAAACCUGAUUGUCAUACUGGUCUAUAAAUAUAAACACAAAUCUUUCUAGCCUAUGAGUAUCAUGGUUUCUCUUGUAUUUCAUUUAGAUGACUUUCUUCUUGUCAUUAGCUGCUCUUAGCAAGUCCUUUCACGUUGUUUUCACUCAAGCAACAGUUUUUUUUUUUUUUUUUUUUUCCUUAAUGCAAAGCACUUCCAUAAGCUAGUUUAGACCUCCCUCUAGUGGCAGCCUCGAUUUUGAGUAAAACAGCCUUGGAAAUCACUGAAUGAUUUUCUUUGUAAUUCGUGCAGAUGGUUGAAUAUUACGCUACUAGAAAACAAAGCUUAAGCAGAAAACUGGAAGCAUUUUUUUUUAUUGACAAUGGAAAGGUUUUUUUUUACCAUUACCUUUUGAAUGAAUCUGUUCAACAAAAACAGACAUCAAAACAAAGGUACGUGCAAAUAUAACAAAUUAAAUACAAAAAAAAAAAAAAAAAGAAUUUACUAAUGACA
This is a messenger RNA of Peromyscus californicus insignis, 6067 nucleotides long. RefSeq names its product acyl-CoA synthetase short chain family member 3 (gene Acss3). NCBI's taxonomy places the organism in Eukaryota, Metazoa, Chordata, Mammalia, Rodentia, Cricetidae. Bases 246 to 2294 code for a protein of 682 amino acids. The transcript has 16 exons. The record is from RefSeq and is a predicted model, not a curated record.